AUGCCUUUACGGAAAAACAAUUUCCUUCGAUGUCCAUCAAAAGUGGUGGAAAGAAGGUCACAGAGACAUGGACCGCGGAGCACAAUUUACGAGCUCAAUGGAGAUCAAUACAAAGGAGAGUGGAAGAACGACAUGAAGCACGGGAUGGGACAACAGGUUUGGAAGUCUGGUGCCAACUACAUAGGAGACUGGAAAUAUGGGAAAUGUGAUGGAUAUGGCACAUACACCAAGGGGAAUCAGUUGUACAUUGGGGAGUGGAGAAAUGGGAAGAAGCAUGGGCAUGGUAAAUAUGCUUACAGUGAUUUAGCAUAUUACCAUGGGGAGUGGAGGAAGGGCCACCGCAGUGGCUGGGGAGAGAUGCACUAUGAGAAUGGUGACGUGUUUAUGGGGGAGUGGCUGUUGGAUAAGCGCCACGGAAGGGGCAUUAUCCGAUAUAUAGGUGGCGACUGGUAUGAAGGCGAAUGGCAAUAUGACGAGAAGCAUGGCAAAGGAAAGUUGUACUUUGCCGAAAAAGGCAAACAGUAUGUGGGGAUGUGGGUAAAUGGAGAGGCAAAAUGUGGAACCCUUACUGACUGUGAGGGAGUGGAAGUAGAAAAUGAAAUAGGAGCGGGAACCAGUAAUGAAAAAUUAGUGAUUCCAACUGCCAAAACACAAGAAAACAAAAACAAACAGGGGGACGAAGAGCCAAAAGAAACAGUAGAGGACGGCGGUAGUGCCACAUUAGAGUUACCAAGUGCCGAAACAUGCCAAGAAGAAACAAAUGAACAGACGGAUGAAGAGGCAAAAGAAGGCAGUAGUGAAACAUUAGCCGAAACGCUCCAAGAACAAAGUGAGGAGUAA
This is a messenger RNA of Solea solea (common sole), 840 nucleotides long. Its product is annotated as MORN repeat-containing protein 3-like. The transcript has a single exon. Bases 1 to 840 code for a protein of 279 amino acids. NCBI's taxonomy places the organism in Eukaryota, Metazoa, Chordata, Actinopteri, Pleuronectiformes, Soleidae. The record is from RefSeq and is a predicted model, not a curated record.